UUAUUGUUAUCUAUACAAAUAUAUUGUGAAAAAUGAUAUUAAUUCAUUGGGGACAGUUCGGAAAAAUCAAAAACCCAAUUCAAGAAUACCAUCAGAUAAUAUGCUAAAUAAAUGCAAAAGAAGAAGUUCUUUUGACUAUAUGGCUACAAACAAAAAUACAAAUAUAAGUUCAGUUACAUGGAAAGAUAACAAAAAUGUCUCCUUACUUUCAAACUAUUGUGGAUCACUUUCACACACAAAGGUGAAGCGUUUUGAUAGGAAAAAAAACAAAAUAUUGAAGUUAAAUGCCCAGCUUUACUAAUUGAAUAUAACUGUUUUAUGGGUGGCGUUGAUUUAUUGGAUAGUUUGAUUGGGCGACAUAAAAUUACCAUGAGAACCAAAAAGUGGUAUAUGUGGCUUUUUUAUCAUAUGUUAGAUAUGACAAUAAUCACUGCUUGGUUAUUGUAUAAAAGAGUACAAAAAGAAAAUGGUAAUAAUGCUCCAAUGAAACUUAAAGCAUUUAGGAUUGAUAGUGCUACUUGUCUAACAAAAGUUGGGCAAUUUCAAACUCCAAAAAGAGGAAGGUCCACAUUCAUAAGUAAUGAAGAAGAGUUCAAAGAAAAAAAGAAAAGAGAUAAAAAUAAAGAAGUAAAAGACCCCAAUGGAGCGGAUUCUUGGUCACAAAAUUUUAUAUAUGGAAUAUAAAUUUAUGUAUGAACAAAGUAAACAAUUGUAAAGUAUGAUUAUAUAUAUAUAUAUAUAUAUGUUGUAAUAACGUACACAAGUAUUUGUAGUGGAUUAUAUUGAAGUAUAAAAACUGUUGGAAUUACAAACAAAACACCCUAUACACAUUUUUAUAAUACAAAAGCAUAUAAUAAUAUGUCCUGUGUAGUGUAGCUGGGUAUAAAUAGUCGGUGAUUUAUAUUACGCCUCAUAACACUAUUGUACAUCAUA
Messenger RNA from Metopolophium dirhodum (rose-grain aphid), 933 nucleotides. RefSeq lists its product as uncharacterized. The coding region runs from base 319 to 684 and encodes 121 amino acids. The transcript is spliced from 2 exons. Lineage: Eukaryota; Metazoa; Arthropoda; Insecta; Hemiptera; Aphididae. The record is from RefSeq and is a predicted model, not a curated record.